UUGUGACGGAUAUCCUCAGUUGCAGGAAGACGCAGAAUGGAGAACACCUUCUUCUUCUUCUUUUUGAACAUUUUUCUUUAUUGCACCUCCUCGGCUUCACCGCCGAAUUUCGUCCUCCUUUUCGCAGAUGAUUUAGGUUUCGGGGAUUUGGGCUGUUAUGGACACCCAAGCUCGCUCACCCCAAACCUGGACCGCCUGGCAGCGGGAGGACUCCGGUUUACAGAUUUCUACUGUACCAGCCCGGUCUGCACCCCGUCCAGGGCAUCGCUGUUGACGGGCCGCUAUCAGACCCGCUCAGGUGUCUACCCAGGAGUGCUGUACCCGGGCUCUAUAGGCGGUCUUCCGCUGAAUGAGACCACCAUUGCUGAAGUUUUAAAGCCUGUUGGCUACGCUACUGCUGCCGUAGGGAAGUGGCACUUAGGAGUUGGGCCCAACGGGAUGUUCCUUCCAACCAGACAGGGGUUUGACCACUACCUGGGGAUCCCCUACUCUCACGACAUGGGCCCCUGUAGGAACCUGACCUGUUUCCCUCCAGAUGUUAAGUGUUUUGGAUUGUGUGAUGUUGGCACUGUAACUGUGCCUCUAAUGCACAAUGAGGUCAUUAAGCAGCAACCAGUCGACUUCCUCAAUCUAGAAAGGGCUUACAGUGAUUUUGCGACCAAUUUCAUCACCACAUCGGCCAAGAAGAAACAGCCUUUCUUCCUCUACUAUCCUUCCCAUCACACCCAUUACCCCCAGUAUGCAGGUCCAGCAGCAGCUGGGCGCACUUUAAGGGGUCCGUUUGGAGAUGCUCUGUUUGAGUUUGACAGCACGAUAGGAAACCUACUGACAACCCUGGAAAAGACAGGAGUGAUCAACAACACACUCGUCUUCUUCACUUCAGACAACGGGCCUGAACUGAUGCGAAUGUCCCGAGGAGGAAGUGCUGGCCCUCUGAAAUGUGGAAAAGGCACAACAUAUGACGGGGGCAUGAGAGAGCCAGCCAUCGCCUUCUGGCCAGGGACCAUUAAGCCAGGUGUGACCCACCAGAUGGCCAGCACUCUUGAUAUCCUCCCCACAAUCGCAAGCCUGGCAGGAGCCAAACUGCCCCAGGUGAUGCUGGAUGGCGUCGAUAUGACGGAAAUCCUUGUCAACCAAGGAAAGAGUAAAAGGGAGACGAUGAUGUUUUACCCCACAGAUCCCACUGAGAUGUACGGCCUGUUUGCUCUCAGACUGGGGAAGUACAAGGCCCACUUCUAUACACGAGGUGCUUCCCACAGCGGCACUACCCCGGACCAAGACUGCCCAGUAUUUGCUGUCCUCAAAGCCCACGACCCCCCUCUUCUCUUUGACCUGGAGGCUGACCCCUCGGAGCACUACCCUCUCCCCCUGUACGGAAAACCUGACCUCCAAGCCGUGCUGGAGAGGAUCAAGAAAAUCAAAGAGCAGUUUGAAGCCUCCAUGGUAUUUGGGGAAAGCCAGAUAUCAAAAGGAACGGACCCGAACCUGGAGCCUUGCUGCAAUCCUCAGUGUAGCCCCAAGCCGAGAUGCUGCAAGUGCUGAUGGGACAAAAUCCCACAAUGACAACACUUUGGGGAAGGCUGGAGGUACCGCACAGAUUUUGGCCUCAAGAUGUGAUGCUGAUUUUGUAAUUAUCCGAUGAUGCAUCACUACUUCCUUGUGGACAGCAAUAAUUGAAAUAACAUUCAUACUGUAGAGUAACAUUGCAAACAAUCUGUUUCCUCAGUGAGGAAAUUAUUUAAAUAUUGUAUAAUAAUGUACUGUAUUUCCUGACUAUUUGAAUAGUCAGUGAUUUAAUUUUCACUUUAACAUUCUUUAUGAUUACAAUAUUGUUGGAUAAGUGUAUGGAUUUAAUGUUAAAAAAAAAUUGCACAUAUUUCAAUCACACGAACAAUCAAGAGUAGAUCCGAACAAUAAAGACAACAGUAAAGAUUUCAGACAUCAAGCAUAUAUUUUAUUCAUAAGACCAAACCCAUGACAAGGCAGAGUGAUUUUUUUGUCAUUUUUUUUCUUUGUUUUUCCCUGGAAUUUUAAUUAAUUUUACAAGUCCUUGUUUUUAAAGAUACAAGAUAGGAUAUGUUUGUUCUGUCACAUACUGUUUUGCUCUAGGUAUACAGUGAAGAGUCUUGUUAAUGUAAUAAAAGUUUGGUUUAACUGUUAAUGUAUGUCUCAGCGGCUAUAUGGGACUAGAUCAUCCUCAGAGUUUGUCUUUGUGUGUAGCUGUGUGGAAAGAAGGGUUUUUAACUAGGCUGUAACAAGAUAGAAAAACAGAAUCAGAAGCAAAUAGAUACAGAUCAGAGAUGAGUCACACUGUCGGAGCUCAAAGGCUAUUACUAUAAUCGGCAAGACGCAAUAAUAGUUUUCCAGUGGCGGCUGACUCAGUCACUAUUCAGCUCUAACAGCAGAUUGGUCAGUAGUCUGGUGGGUGUGUCACACACUAAUUAUGUCACAUCUCACAAAUGUGCCCUAAAUGUGCUGCUGAAGCCUGUUUGUGGAGAGUUAUGGAGUUGGCAG
Molecule: messenger RNA, 2514 nt
Organism: Plectropomus leopardus (leopard coralgrouper)
Lineage: Eukaryota; Metazoa; Chordata; Actinopteri; Perciformes; Serranidae
Gene: arsa
Product: arylsulfatase A
Molecular function (GO): arylsulfatase activity
Source: RefSeq, a predicted model, not a curated record